Molecule: messenger RNA, 1122 nt
Organism: Cryphonectria parasitica EP155
Lineage: Eukaryota; Fungi; Ascomycota; Sordariomycetes; Diaporthales; Cryphonectriaceae
Exons: 3
Coding region: 1-1122 (373 amino acids)
Source: RefSeq, a predicted model, not a curated record
AUGAAGCUUACUCCAAUUAGAGUACGCGGGAGGCGUGGCCAGCACAAGCCCACUAACACGGCACCUUCCAAGACCAAGCAGCCCAUUAUGACCGACGAUGGCCAGGGAAGAAGAGACCGCCUGCAGCUACACAAGCUGCCACAGGAGAUCCUCGAGGUCAUCUUUGUCGCCUCGAGAAAUCUAUCCCUGCCUCUUGUCAAUUCUGAUCUGUACAAUCGCCUAUCCUCGCCUUCCGCCAAGUAUCAGCUAGUCAGCGCUGCUUUCGGGCUCACAUGGGACACAUACUAUGGUCUUGAUGCUAUCUCAGUCGCAUCCUACAAUGAAUGGUGGGCAGACGAGGCCCGAAUUAUUGGUGACCCAGCCUUCCAGUCUGCCAUUCUCCGUUGUUCUUGGGCAAAUUUUACCAUGAUGAUCACCUCCUUGGAAGUUUGGACUCGACAGCAUGCUCGCGGCCGUGCCUACUUCACCAUCCCCGGGGCUGAAGAGAGGACCAUGACCAUGCCAGACAAGUUUAUCUUUGACUUCAAGAAAUUCGAGCACGGACUCCCAAGCCGGGACCGUUUCCGCAAUCCUAAUGUUCUCCUUCUGGAUCAAGAGGCCUACCUCUAUGCCCUGCUGGGGUCGCACAUGGAGGUCCACCCCAGGACACAAAUACCAGACAAUCUACUUUCGGGGCCUUUCGAGUCAGAAGACGGAAGUGUUGACAUUGGGGAGGCCAAGAUGCGCUUCCUGUUCUGGCUAGUCCGUGGCGGAGCAUGUCUUCAAGCUGAGCAGAAUUGGGAGGUUCUGCAGGGUGGUGUGAGAGCCAUUGUCAAGCUCAUCACAGGUGCAGGAGGGGAGGCCACUCUCAUCAAUGUCCAGAGACGGUUCGCCCUAGCCACGCAACUCUUCUCUCUUUAUAAUUUGCUGGGCGUAUUUGAAGCGCACUGGCCUGAUUACAGCUUAGUGGGAGAUGGCGUCGACCAAAGCAUGAUGAACCCCGGUUCCAGCAACAAUACCGGAGGGACCUUGCACAGGGAUGGCACAUGCAGGUCUCGACAGAACGCGCCAGGCUCUUCCAAAAUAUCACGGAUGAAGAAGUGCAGGCUCCACAUACUUUCGACCUUGGAGCUGCAGAGGUGA